AUCUCGAGACAGCAACAUAUCCCGGUCUAGAGCGCGUUUGAUGCUCAGCUUUUCUCGGCAUAUCGACACAAAAACACGUCAUAUCCCCCCCCGUCGUCUGUUAUUCCUUCAUCUUCGCUUUACAUAACAUUCGUUUGUGUACUUGUCCACAACCUCGGCCGCCACAAUGCCGGUUACCAGGACAAGAAACCCACGUUUGGUGACGAACGAGAAUGAUGAGAACAGCAACGCGCCGGUCCGCGUGACCAGGGCGAAGGCCGCAGCAACUAUGAACGUCGACGAACUUGCAAUGCCCACCAAGGUGCUGCAGACAAAGAAAACUACCACCAACGCUAACCCCGGGAAGAGGCGCGCCGCGCUUGGCGACGUCAGCAAUGUAACGAAGGUUGAGGCUGGAGAUACCAAGAAGCCGGUCGGCCGGACCGGUCUUGUGUCCAAGGCGGCCCAGCCCACCGGUGUCAAGAAGACCACGACGCGGUCGACCGUCACAUUAAAGGAUGCCAACAAGAAGCCGGAGGUAAAACGCUCAGGGCCCGGCUCAAUUGUCGCUCAGAAGCGCAAGACCCUGAGCACUGUGGCCGCCAACACUGUUUCCAAGGAGGCUACCCCAGAGGAGGACGAACCGAUCCGUAAGAAGGUUCACACGCUUGAGGACGACAAGAAAACCAAGACCGACGUGAAGCAAGAAGAGCCAGUGCUCAAAGAGGCCGCACCAUCACCAGCCCCUGUGACCGACGAGCCCCAGCCUCGUCCUCCGACCCCCGAGGCCGCAAGGAUCCUUGACAGCGAAGACCUUGAUGACCCGUUGAUGGUUGCCGAAUAUGCCAAUGACAUCUUCGAGUACCUCCGGGAUCUUGAGUGCCAAUCAAUACCCAACCCCCAGUACAUGGCGCAUCAAGACGACCUUGAGUGGAAGACGCGGGGAAUUCUUAUUGACUGGCUUGUCGAAGUCCACCUCCGCUUUCAUCUGCUUCCCGAAACAUUGUUUCUCGCCGUCAAUGUCGUCGACCGCUUCCUUUCCGAGAAGGUGGUUCAGCUCGACCGUCUUCAACUCGUUGGCAUCACUGCCAUGUUCAUUGCUUCUAAGUAUGAGGAAGUCCUCUCGCCCCACAUUGCCAACUUCCGUCAUAUCGCCGACGAUGGGUUCACCGAGGCCGAGAUUCUCAGCGCUGAGCGUUUUGUUCUGGCCACAUUGAACUAUGACCUCAGCUACCCGAACCCAAUGAAUUUCCUCCGCCGCAUCUCGAAGGCCGACAACUAUGACAUUCAAUCACGUACCAUCGGGAAGUAUCUUAUGGAGAUCAGCCUGUUGGACCACCGCCUCAUGGCAUACCGUCCCAGCCAUAUCGCCGCUGCUGCGAUGUACCUCUCCCGGUUGAUCCUCGACAGGGGUGAAUGGGACGAGACGCUUGAGUACUAUUCCGGCUAUACGGAAGAAGAGAUCCAACCAGUCGUUACAUUGAUGGUUGACUACAUGGCAAGACCUGUGAUUCAUGAGGCCUUCUUCAAGAAGUAUGCUAGCAAGAAGUUCUUGAAAGGUACGUUCACUUUGUGCCACCUAUUGCCAUACAUAAGACGUGUCUAACUCGAGCCGCAGCAUCAAUUUUGACCCGCCAAUGGUCAAAGAAGAACGCACACCUGUUCGGGAUCCAUGACAUCCACCUCACCCUCGAUGAAGUAUCGCCAUAGAAGCCUCGCUCUUGCCAUUAUGCAUUACACUAGGCAGCGUUGUGCCUCAUCUCUAUGCUGCGAAAUGUCAGGAUACCACGCUGUGGUAGGAUUCGCCGCCCUGACGAGACCUCACGAUU
This is a messenger RNA of Thermothelomyces thermophilus ATCC 42464, 1808 nucleotides long. RefSeq lists its product as uncharacterized. Gene Ontology annotation, biological process: regulation of cyclin-dependent protein serine/threonine kinase activity; G2/M transition of mitotic cell cycle. The transcript is spliced from 4 exons. Gene Ontology annotation, molecular function: cyclin-dependent protein serine/threonine kinase regulator activity. The coding region runs from base 167 to 1585 and encodes 472 amino acids. Gene Ontology annotation, cellular component: centrosome; cyclin-dependent protein kinase holoenzyme complex; cytoplasm. The record is from RefSeq and is a predicted model, not a curated record. NCBI's taxonomy places the organism in Eukaryota, Fungi, Ascomycota, Sordariomycetes, Sordariales, Chaetomiaceae.